AUGGCUAAAAUAGUUUUUAUGCUUACUCCACUACGAAUGCAAAGUUUCAGCAAAGGAGAUUAUCGAAUGCGAUCGGACCGAAUUGAUGUUGCGAUCAGAGAAAGUGUAGUGGAAGGGAAAGGAGAAGAAGAAAGAAUACGAAAUAAUAUUAUAAAUCUCUGA
Brugia malayi is the source of this 162-nucleotide messenger RNA. RefSeq lists its product as uncharacterized. The transcript is spliced from 3 exons. The record is from RefSeq and is a predicted model, not a curated record. The coding region runs from base 1 to 162 and encodes 53 amino acids. Lineage: Eukaryota; Metazoa; Nematoda; Chromadorea; Rhabditida; Onchocercidae.